AGGGAAUGGGCUUUGGAGGCGGACAGGGAAGGCUUUUCUCUGCCGCAGCAGGGACGCGAGGUGCGGGCAGGGCAACUUCUUUAACAUUUUCUAUUAUUCAGCCUUUCAUAUUUAAUAUUUUUACUAUCCCUGUUGUGCCAGGACAGGGAAGAGCGGGGCGUGCAGCCUGUGCUCAUCACCUGCAGCUGUCCUGCAUCCCACAGCCAGCCCAACUUUGUGAUGCCUGAGCAGGAUCUGACCCAGGAAGGCAAACAGGGAAGCACUGGGUCCUCCUCCCUUCCCUUCCCAUCCCUCCCACGCUGCUGUUUGGGGGCUGUGACCCCUCCCCAUUGCUCAGCACCCAUUCCAGUGAGCAGUGGUUGAUGGUGAUGUUUACAAAUUUUUGGCGUCCUUUUGUGUUCCGCCCCCAUUUUGACUCAUCAGCCUUUUUCUAUCUGUCCUCAUCAGCAGAUCAUUCUUAUUAUUAGAUCUGUCUUUUUCCAGCAACAGUUUUGCAUUUUCACCUUGGUUUUAUCACCUAACAUAAAACCUUUGGUCCCCAUUUGACGAUACUCACGCAGAUAAAUCCCUAAAGCAGGAAAUAAUUCAGUCUUGGCCCUUUCUAAACCCAUUUAGGUUCAUAUUUUUUGCAGCAUUCAGCCAAGACACGCUUCCAGAGCCAGGAAUAACGCAUCUUGAAGUGCCAAUGUGUCUUAAAAUCCAGAAAAUUGCCCCAAAACAGGCAUGACUCAUCAAGCACCGUAGUGGGAAUGAUUUGCUUGGAUGACCCCGUAGGGCAUUGCUCACCAGUGCUGUCACGUUAUUUGGGGCCAGGAGUGGCUGCUGCCCCAUUGGUGCCCAUAAACCAGUGCUGCCCCAUUUGGGAUUGGGGUCUGCUCACAGACCACAUCCUCCAACCAACCCAUGGAUGAGAACAGAGAGGCGACCAGCUCUCCCCUCUAUUUCUACCCUUCCCUGCAGAAACCUGUUCCUGUCUAUACAGAGCUCCCCAUCCCUCCUGCCUUCCUCGGCAUUUAGGUAGGCUAUAAUUAAGCUCUGGGAACGUCCCCCUGCUGCCAGCACAGCUGUCGUGCCUGCAGUGACCCCUUCCAGCUCCCUGCGGACACGCAAUCCCUCCAGCAAUCCUAAAUACCCAUUUCCUGCCCUCCUGGGACAAACUGGGAGCUGCCAAAAAAUCUCCAGCCCCCCACGGACGUGACCAUCACAGCAGCAAGGAGCAAAGCAGGCGCAACGUGACUACGGUGCAGGUCGGGGUGGACAUUUGGAAGUGGUUCUGACUGGGAAGAGGACGUGAUGAUGGCAUCAGGGAAGAGGAACGCGCAUCUUGAAUGGGACGCAAAAAUCAGGAAGCUAACAGAAGAUUUUGAAGAGAGUGACACGGAGCUCGAGGAAUGUGACACAGAAGAUGGGGAACUCAUGGCUGAGAUUGACAAUCUGACUGCAGAGCUUGAGGAACGUGAUAGGAAAAUCAGAAAGCUCACAUCAGACCUUGGUGACGUUGACACAAAGCUCAAGGAACGCGAUAGGAAAAUCACCAAACUCUCAGCAGAAAUUCGCAGACUGACUGCGCUGCUGGGGGACCGUGACUCCAAGCUCCGCAAACUGACGGCAGAACUCGCUAAGUGCGAUGCUACCAUCAGGCUGUUCACAGUGGAACUCGGGCAGCGUCACACCAAAAUCGGGGAGCUCACUGCAGAAGUUGGGGACUACAGCAGGAAACUUCGGAAACACGCGGCGGAACUCGAGGAACGCGAUCUGAAAAUCAGAGAACAUGAAGCAGAGAUAAGGCGCCUCACUGAGCUGCUUGAGGACCGCGAUUCCGAUGCCCGAGAGCAGGACGUCCUCAUUAGGAAACUGUCGGAAGAGCUCGAGGAAUUGAGGGGCCGGGAAGUUGAGGAGAGCGAUCCAGAGAGGGGAGAGCAUGAAGCCAAAAUCGGUGAACUCUCCGCAGAAGUUGAAAAACAAGAGAGAAGAAUUGAUGAACUCACUGCAGAGCUGGAGCACUACAGAGCAAAAGCAAGAAAAUGUUUUGAGGAACACAGAAGAAGCGAAGAAAAGUUGGUAAACGUGACUCUGGACCCAGAGACGGCCCACCCUCGCCUCAUCCUCUCCGAGGACCAGAAGAGCAUCCGAUGGGAAUACAGCCUGCAGGAAUCCCCCGACGGCCCCGAGCGCUUCGACGCCGAUCCCUGCGUGCUGGGCUGUGAAACCUUCAGCUCUGGGAGGCACUGCUGGGUGGUGGAUCUCACAGAAGGGCAGUACUGCGCCGUCGGGGUCAGCAGGGAGUCCCUUCCGAGGAAAGGAGCCAUCAGCUUUAACCCUGACGAAGGGAUCUGGGCUGUGCAGCAAUGGGGGUACAAGAACAGAGCCCUCACCUCCCCUCCGACCCCACUGAACCUGCCAAGGGUUCCCAAAAAGAUCCGCAUCUCUCUGGACUACGAAUGGGGUGAGGUGGCGUUUUUUGAUGCUGAGAACCAAAUCCCCAUCUUCACAUUUCCUCUGACCUCCUUCGGUGGGGAGCGGCUCCGGCCGUGGUUCUGGCUGGAGCUGGGCUCCCUCUCGCUGCCCCGAUAACCCCAGAAUCCCUGGAGGUGCCUUACAGCAGCUCUUCGAGAUCAGGGUGGAAAAACUCUCAGGAAAAAGCAGCAUCAAAACCUCAUUCUCCCCCUUCCCAACCAACCGUCGUCAUGCAAAGGAAAGGAAAUUCAUCCUCAGUAUCAUCAACAUCCUCCGUGUGUCAUGUCUGGUGGCCCCCAUUGAUGUAUGGGGUGGCUCCUGUUGGUGUCUGGUGCCCCCUGUUGACAUGAGGUGGCCCCCAUUGACAUAUGGGGUGGCUCCUGUUGAUGUCUGGUACCCCCUAUUGACAUGAGGUGGCCCCAGUUGAUGUAAGGUAGCCUCCAUUGACAUGAGGUGGCCCUCACUGAUGUAUGGUGGCCCCCCAUUGAUGAGAGGUAGCCCCCAUUGAUAUAUGGGGUGGCUUCUGUUGGUGUCCGGUGUCCCCCCAUCGAGGUGAGGUGGCCCCCAUUGACAUUAAGUGGCUCCCAUUGACGUAUGGUGGCCCCUGUUGACUUGAGGUGGCUCCCAUUGAUGUAUGGGGUGGCUCCAGUUGGUAUCUGCCAGCCCCCCAUUGACAUAGGGUGGCUCCUGUUGAUGUCUGGUGCCCCCCAUUGACAUAUGGUGGCCUCCAUUGAUAUAUGGGGGUACCCUGUUGACAUGAGGUGACCCCCCCCAUUGACGUAUGGUGACCCCCAUUGACGUAUGGAGUCUCUAUGAGCAGCCCCUACCCUGGAUCCAAAGCCUCCUGAUUGCAAUUCCAACCUCUAGGGCUGUUAAAUGACCCACAGAGAGGAUGGGGGCCUCUUUGGCCUGAUGGAGAGAGGUGGGCACCAGGGUAAGUCGCUGCCUACAUCACCGCUGGUGUUUUGUCUCAGCAGCUGGUGUAAAUUUCUGCGGAGAAGCUCUGCUGGUGGGCAGCUUGUCUCCUCUCAGUGCAAAAAGCAAAAUAUACAACACAUGCACCCUGCCAUCCACGUGGCCGUCUCUCUCCAUCAGCUGUUGAAGGAGAAGUCUGUGCUCAGAAGAGAUGAAAUGGGGCUGAGAUUUGGCUUGGGAAGAUGAUCUGAUUCCAACCAGAGUCCAGGAGACUUUGGGGAAUGCGUGAGUCCUACGGGAGAAUGGAUCACCCUUCAUCCAAGAGCAAGCUGGCAUGAAGCUCUGGGGUGAAAACCCAUAACGCCACGUGGUUUUAAGGUUUGGGGUGGCUUACACCCUGCAGCUCUGCUUCUAGCAAGGCUAGGGAGCCUAAACUGGGAGCCCUAAACCCAUCGAGGAGUCAAACCUGUGCUUGAGACCAUUGUGGGCCCAGCUGAAAUGGGAGGUAGGCAAUUACGGACAUCACUGAAGCCACCCCAAGAUUUGGGGAACUUUGGUUUUCACCUUUCGCUGCACUUUCAUAGGAUUUCUCGUGUUCUUGGCCACCUGGUUAAAAAAAAUGAUAAUAAUAAUUAAAUCUUGGCUUUUGCCCCGCUGUGGGAUGGGCAGCUGGUGGUUCCCAGCUCACAAUAAACCACUCGAGACUC
Messenger RNA from Lagopus muta (rock ptarmigan), 4079 nucleotides. RefSeq names its product tripartite motif-containing protein 10-like. Gene Ontology annotation, molecular function: protein binding. NCBI's taxonomy places the organism in Eukaryota, Metazoa, Chordata, Aves, Galliformes, Phasianidae. The record is from RefSeq and is a predicted model, not a curated record. The transcript has 40 exons. The coding region runs from base 1294 to 2574 and encodes 426 amino acids.